This is a messenger RNA of Stegastes partitus (bicolor damselfish), 2841 nucleotides long. RefSeq names its product zona pellucida protein AX 4 (gene zpax4). The record is from RefSeq and is a predicted model, not a curated record. NCBI's taxonomy places the organism in Eukaryota, Metazoa, Chordata, Actinopteri, Pomacentridae. Gene Ontology annotation, biological process: regulation of DNA-templated transcription. Gene Ontology annotation, cellular component: nucleus; cytoplasm. The coding region runs from base 1 to 2841 and encodes 946 amino acids. The transcript is spliced from 18 exons.
AUGAUAGCUGUUGAUCUCUCCUUUACUGGAGCGGAGCCUCGCUUUGAUGCUGUUGACAAGACAGGCGUGUAUGCCAUCACUAAGCAGUACGCAGCAAAGUGUGGCUACAGCGUUGGUGUUCACCCUCUGCUGGGUCUGGUGGAGCUCAGAGCGUCUUACUUCAGUUGUCACACUGACAACAAAGAUGAUGAAGUGUUCACAUUCAAUUUCAAUCUGAAUGCGCACCACGAACAAAAAAAUGCCACCUAUGCAUUGAAGAAGACCUGUUCUCCCUCUGUCCCCUGGUCUCCCAGAGAGGUCACCUGUGAGGUGAACUACAUGGAAGUAUCCGUGAGGAGUAAAAUUACCUGUCCAUCCAGAACAAAGACAGAGACAGACGACUGGAGUGCUUUAAAGCCUGUGCUAGCACACAGCUCCACCACUUCAGACUGGCAGGUGAUGUUUCAAAGAGCAGGGGCGCAAAUGCCGCCUAUAACCAUGUCUCAAGCUCGGAAGAAGGGCUAUGUUUUCGACCUGACAGAUGGAAGGCUUGUGUUUCGUACACCGUAUGGACAACCGGAGUCAUCUAGCACUGAGAUGAACGGGGUUCCAGUGGAGGUGGUGCAUGCCACUGUGUUCUCCAGACAACGCUGGCUUGUACUCAUGGUGGACCUCGUGGCUGCUUGUUCCACACAUAAAGGGUCACGUGAUAACAGCGGUUACGUGAUGUGGAAGACUCCGGAGUUGCUGUACCCCAGCCUCGACAGCACACGGAUCAGGGUUGGACUCAAUGGUGAACUUGAGGAGCGGCCAGUUGCAGAGGCCAAAGGCUACGUUGUGGAGAAGGACAACAGCACAAUCCACAUCAGCGUCCCUUAUAAUGCUGACGGAGGACACAGGAAGAGCUUUGUCACUGGGGGCCUCUACGAGUUUUACAUGUUCCACCUCUACUUGGAGCAAAUCUUUGUGGAUGAUGAUCGCGCAGAGACGAUGCUAAGAAUUCACAGGAUUCUAGUCUCUCCCCUGCUGCCCUGCCUGUUAUUCACCGACAACCAAACGGUUCUUGAGGAGCGAGUUUUCACCGUCUACCUUGGAAACAUCCCCGAAGACAUUGUGUUGACUUCUGUCCACCUGAAUGGACAAGAAUUCCCGGUGCCUUUUCCAAAUGCAAGCAGCUACACUAUCAUGCAAGCUGUUCAACCUAACAACACCCGCGGUUACACUCUGAAGGUGCCUUUUGAUGAUCCUGUUGUUACACAGCAGGUUUCCAGAAAAGAUGCAACUAUUCAAUACAGGCUGGACAUCAAUUACACAAUGAUUGUUGAGUUUUUACGUGAGCCCUAUUACCACCUGGCCUCCAUCGUGGCUUUGUCCCCAUAUGUCUCUCAUCCGGCCUUUGAUGCCGUCUGUUCUGAGUCUGGGAUCAACUUCAAGCUGGACCACCAGCCUUUUGACUACCUGUGGGACAUCAGCAUCGGCUCAGACGUGUUGACGUCUAAGCUGGCAGCCCAGCAUGGCUACAUCUUGACAAAUGAUAGCCAGAGUCUGGUUCUCAACGUGCCGCUCUUCGCUCAUGGAUAUCAGUACGAGAAUGUUACUUUGAAGGGAUUCUUUGCUACUUUUGAAAUCCUUAUGAGGAAUCGGGACUCAUCAGAGGUCCAGACCGCUGUCAAGACAUGUCCAUUCAACUCUGAACUCAUUAUGUGUUCGAGUGAUGGGAGGAUGACGGUGGUGGCUGACUUGUCUCUGGCCAUCCCAAGUGGAGGAAGCGCAGCAAGAACCAACCUUAUAGAUAACAAGUGUGGGCCCAAAGAGGUUGAUGGCACCAGAGCACUCUUCUCCUUUCCUCUUAACAGCUGUGGAUCCACCAUCAAGCUUGGGGUGGAAAAUGUGACCUAUCAAAAUGAGAUUUUCUACAACAAGUCGGUUUCUGGUGAUGCUACUGGAAUCAUGCUGGUGCAGUGUACAUACCCUCUUGCGAGUCUCCGUCACCUUUUCUUAAUGUUCAAAUUUGAGUCGGACACAGCCGGUGUCGGCAGCAUCAUCCGCCCUGCAGCAAAAAUAUCUUCCCCAGUUCUGCAAAGUUCCACUAUCAAACCAACUACGACACUUCAAACCACACCUUCUACCAGAAGUCCAACCAGAAACCCUGUCCAGUUCCGACCUGCCGUCUACCCACCUGCCGUCUACAAACCUGCCGUCUACCAACCCCCCAUCUACCGACCUGCCGUCUACAAACCUGCCAUCUACCAACCUGCCGUCCACCCGACUGCUCGUUACAUCAAAACCCCCACCAAGACAGUCCUGCCCUCCAUCUCCAACAGGACCCUGCGCCACCCCUCCUUCCUGCCUCUUUACGCGGCUGCAGGUUUUACGCACCAGCGUCAGAGCGACAUCCACACAAUCCAUCCCCUCAUCCCUGCAGAGAUCUUCUACACUGACCCCGGUCUACCCCGUGGGAGGAGGAUCCCUAAUUUACCAAGUGGGUUGAGGGUAUUCGAUUGCUCCCGUCUCAACACUCCACCACCCAUCAUGUCCGCCUGCCCGGUGCCACCAAACCGUCCAGACCCGUUCAGAUCUGGACCGCACCCCACCAGAGACCUGGGCAGUUCCACAUGGAGAAUACACAGCACAGAUUCUCUGCCCAGACGGGUUGUCAUCCAGCUUACCCAAGAGGAGGACCAGGCCAUUACUAACCUGCUGAAACUGCACUAUCAAGAGUCACCGCAAAGAGAGGAGGCCGCUGCACAAAUGAACUUUUGCGAUGUUGUCGAGCCACCAGUCAACUCGAACACCGGCCUGCCACCCCACAAGCCCGUCUACGUGGAUGUGCAGAGUCCGAGGGAGGCUGGCUGUACCUAA